Molecule: messenger RNA, 498 nt
Organism: Helianthus annuus (common sunflower)
Lineage: Eukaryota; Viridiplantae; Streptophyta; Magnoliopsida; Asterales; Asteraceae
Exons: 1
Coding region: 1-498 (165 amino acids)
Source: RefSeq, a predicted model, not a curated record
AUGGACGUAAGUGUCAGUUUCCGUUGUGAUUGGGCGGGGACCGGACUUAAACGGUUUAUUGACCCCGGGUUGGUUCGGGAAACUACGGACAUGAUCGUUCAGAUACGUGAUCGUAUCGAGUCAGCACGUGAUAGACAGAAAAGCUACGCUGACAAGCGGCAGAAACCGUUGGAAUUUGAGGUUGAUAAUAUGGUUUUACUGAAAGUCUCGCCUUGGAAAGGCGUGGUACGAAUUGGUAAAUGUGGAAAGUUGGACCCACGGUACAUAGGACCCUUCGAGAUCCUGGAAAGGAUCGAAACCGUUGCUCAUAAACUAAAGUUGUCAGAAGAACUCAGUAGUGUUCAUGACACGUUUCACGUGUCAAAUCUCAAGAAACUCCAAGAGACAGUAGUUAUUCCCGCAGGCAAAAUUCAUGUCAACGGCAAGCCCCAAUUUACUGAAAAACCUGUAGAGGUCACAGACUGGAAAGUCCACAAGAACCGGAAAAGUCAUACUUAA